Molecule: messenger RNA, 1017 nt
Organism: Empidonax traillii (willow flycatcher)
Lineage: Eukaryota; Metazoa; Chordata; Aves; Passeriformes; Tyrannidae
Gene: TSPAN10
Product: tetraspanin 10
Exons: 3
Coding region: 55-1017 (320 amino acids)
Cellular component (GO): membrane
Source: RefSeq, a predicted model, not a curated record
CCGCCCGCAGCCCCUCACAUGAUGGGAGUGUGACUGGGGUCCAGGCACGAGGCCAUGGCGCUGAGCAGAGCCCGGCUGUCCCAGCCCCACGGGGAGAGCACUCGGCUGCUGCCCCAGGUGUCCAGGCUGGCGGAGCUGCCCCACUCCUCCUGCUCGGAUGACGAUGCUGACGCUGUCUCGCUGCUGGGGGACGCAGCUGAGCAGGACCCCGGGCUGUGGUGCCCCGUGCCCCCCAAACCCAGCACCUACAGCCGCUGCGUGCGCUACCUGGCCUUCCUCUGGAACCUCCUCUUCCUCCUGCUGGGGCUGCUGCUCCUGGCUCUGGGGGUCUGGGGUCUGCUGGCCAAGGCCUCCCCGCCUGGGGGGGAGCGUGGGGCGCCCCUGGGCUCGGACCCCAUGCUGCUCUUCAUGCUGGGGGGGCUGGGGGCGAGCGCCGUGUCCCUGGCCGGCUGCCUGGGCGCCCUCCGUGCCAGCCCCUGCCUGCUCCGCUCCUUCCUGGGGGCCCUGCUGGCUCUGGCGGGGCUGGAGGUGCUGGGGGGGCUGCUGGUGCUGCUGGCGCGGCGGCGGCUGCGGGAUGGGCUGAGGGACCUGCUGCUGCUCUGCCUCCUGCGCUACCAGGACGACCCCGACCUGCAGUUCCUGGUGGACGAGGUGCAGAGGAGCCUCCAGUGCUGCGGCCUCGGGUCCUACCGCGACUGGGAGAGCAACGUGUACUUCAACUGCAGCGCCCCGGGGGCGCAGGCGUGCGGCGUGCCGGCCUCGUGCUGCCAGGACCCUCUGGAGAGCGGCUCCGUGCCCAACGCCCAGUGCGGCUUUGGGGUGCUGGCGCUGGGGCCGGCGGCGGCGGGGGCCGUGGUGCACGUGGGGGGCUGUGGGACUGCUCUGGGAGCGUGGCUGAGGGGCCAGGCCGGGGCCAUCGCCACCGGUGCUGCCGCCCUGGUGCUGGUGGAGGCCGUGGGUGCCCUCAUGGCACUGAGGGUGCUGGGGGAUGUGGAGGCUUUCCGGGUGUGGGGGUGA